Messenger RNA from Cotesia congregata, 707 nucleotides. The record is from the annotation of a GenBank genome assembly. NCBI's taxonomy places the organism in Eukaryota, Metazoa, Arthropoda, Insecta, Hymenoptera, Braconidae.
AAUAUUAAAUAUUUUUUUCUCAUUAAAUUCAGCAUGAAUUAGCGACAAUAUUAUACCCGGUACUCGUUCACAUGUACCUAGAAUUAGUUUACAAUAAUCAUUCGGAGCAAGCUAAACAAUUGUUGGAGAAAUAUGGUCCCAGUCUGGAUGAUCACCAUCAGACUGAUCUCAAGCGGCUUUCAAAUGUCACCAAGCGAGAACAAAUGGCUGGGAAUGAAUUUACUGAUACAUUCAAGUCGAAUCAGUUUAUCAUCAGAAUAUCGCGGGAUACUUUGUCGAUAUUAAAACGGCAUUUACAAGAGAAGAAACACAGCGUUCUAUUGAACAUUAUUCAAGAACAUUUGUACUUUGAUAUGUACGAAGGAACAGCAAGGAAUAAACAACAGAUCGAAGCUACUUCAGGUGCUACACUUGGAGAAGCUACCAGACAAGAUAACAAAGCAAAAGUAUAUUACGGAUUAUUAAAAGAGCCAGAUAUUCAAUGUGUAGCGCCAGCAGAGGAAGAAGAAGAUGAAGCAAAUGCUGGCGGUGAAGGCGAUAAACCAAAAAAAAAGAAAGCAAAAAAAGAUCCUUUGUUUUCGAAAAAAACUAAGUCUGAUCCAAAUGCUCCGCCAGUUGGUCGUAUGUUUCUGCCGAAUUUAAAGGACGCAGAUAAAUUAGAAAAAGUAAAAGCUCUUCGCGAAGCAUCGAAGCGCUCCAUACUGUGA